AUGACGACGCGCGCGAUCGCGACGCACCGCGUCGUCGCGCACCUGGACCUCGACGCGUUUUACUGCCAGGUCGAGCGCCGCGAUCUGCGCGCGAAGACCGCGGCGGGGCGCCGCGACGGGCGCGCGUCGGCGGAGGAUGUCCCGCUGGUGGUGGUGCAGUAUAAUCCGUUCGAGCGCGGCGGCGUGCGCGCGCUGGCGCCGGACGACGAUCGAGAGCUUCGCGAUGGGUUCGAAAAUCACUCGUUGAUCGCGGUGUCGUACGAGGCGCGCGCGAGAGGGGUGAAGCGGAACAUGCGAGGACGCGAGGCGAGGGCGCUGGCGCCGGCGUGCGCGGUGGUGCAGGUGCCGACGCGGCGGUCGAAGGCGGAUUUGACGCUGUACAGGGAGGCGGGACGCGAGGUGGCGGCGGUGCUGGCGCGCGGAGGGACGAUCGAGCGGGCGAGCAUCGACGAGGCGUACUUGGAUCUGACGGAGAGCGCGAAGAAGGUUUUGGAGGAGACGGCGUGGGCGACGAUUUUGGAAAAGGCGAGGACGAGUCACGCGGCGGGCGCGAGCGCGGUGAGCGGGAAAGGAUACGCGUCCGUGGCGUGGUGGAAUAGAGACGAGAGCGAAUGGCGAGAGGAAGAGAAACUUCUCGCCGCGGGGGCGUACAUUUGUUUCAAUCUUCGCAAGGCGUGCGUGGACGAGCUCGGGUACACGUUGAGCGCGGGCAUCGCGUUGAACAAAAUGCUCGCCAAGCUGACGAGUGGGAUGAACAAGCCGGCGUCGCAAACGGUACUCUGUCCCGACCACACGUCGACGCUUUUAGAUGAAUUACCCAUCGACCGCAUUCGCGGUUUAGGUGCCAAGUUUGGACGCGAGCUCGCGGAUGGUUUAAACGUGAAAACCAUCGGCGAACUCGCGAGGACGCCGCUGCGCAAGCUCGAGGAAGUUUGUGGGGAAGAAAAAGCGCAGUGGGUGCGCAAAGUGUCUUUAGGUUUAGAUGAUGACCCUGUCAAAGCGCGCGAGAUGCCGAAAAGCAUCGGCACCGGGAAGACGUUUCGAGGGGCGUUGGCGAUUCGCUCCAUCGCGAGCGCCAAGCACUGGCUCGCCGAACUCACCGCCGAGUUGAACGAUCGGUGCGAGGCGGACGAAGAAGAGUGGAAUCGCGUGCCAAAGCUGUUGACUUUAGGUCUUUCGAGCCCGGAUGAGCGCGAGACGAGCAGUGGGCAUUGCUCGCGACGGUGUCCUUUGCGACCUGGCGCGGACGAAAUGGCGCAAGACGCGCUCACGUUGCUCUCGAAAUGGGCCAGUGGUCGCGAGCGUUGGUCGAUCACCGGGAUGUCCGUGUCGGCGUCAAAUUUCGUGUCGCUCGAAAAAGACAGCGGCGACGUCGUGGAGAUGUUUAAGAACGCGACGAAAGCAGCCAAGGCGCCGGCGUCGGUGUCGGCGACGCCCGCGGCGAGUCCGAUCAAGGCUGAUCAAAUCGACAAAAACGUGUUGGCCGAGCUCCCGGAGGCGAUUCAGCGCGAGAUUCGAGCGUCCAUGGGCUUGUUAGACAAGUCCACCGGUGGCGGCGUGAAGCGUAAGAACGAAAUUACGAAUUAUUUCAGCAAAAAGCGUUAG
This is a messenger RNA of Ostreococcus lucimarinus CCE9901, 1605 nucleotides long. RefSeq lists its product with no specific name. Gene Ontology annotation, biological process: error-prone translesion synthesis; response to radiation. NCBI's taxonomy places the organism in Eukaryota, Viridiplantae, Chlorophyta, Mamiellophyceae, Mamiellales, Bathycoccaceae. Bases 1 to 1605 code for a protein of 534 amino acids. The transcript has 2 exons. Gene Ontology annotation, molecular function: damaged DNA binding; DNA-directed DNA polymerase activity. The record is from RefSeq and is a predicted model, not a curated record. Gene Ontology annotation, cellular component: site of double-strand break; replication fork; nucleus.